CGCUCACCACUUUUCUCCUGUUCUUCCUGCUUGCUACUACGAAUCCUUUUCCUGAUCGCUGGAUGUUUGCAACCUCUGGGACUCUGGAUCACUCUCGGACUGGUGAACUCUUGUGUUCUGAUUUGCUGGGACUGCUCUGCUGCUGAACUGCUGUGUGUGUGCUGAAUAAUGGCCACGCUUGGACUGGUGUGUGUACGUCUGUGUGCUGGACUAACUGGACACCGUGCUUCCCCAUGGAUCCGGUCUUUGUGCCACCUUUCUGGAAUGACCAUAACUCAGAUUGAUGAGGAGGUUUCCAAACUGUUAAAGCUCAAGGCUCAGCUUGGAGGAGACGAUGUCAAGCACACAUUUGUUCUUAAAACAGCCAAGGGGACCAGGGACUACAAUCCCAAACAGAUGGCCAUCAGAGAGAAGGUCUUCAACACCAUCAUCAGCUGCUUUAAACGCCAUGGUGCUGAAACCAUCGACACCCCUGUCUUUGAGCUCAAGGAAACGUUGACGGGGAAAUAUGGUGAAGACUCCAAACUCAUCUAUGACCUGAAGGACCAGGGAGGAGAGCUGCUGUCUCUGAGAUAUGAUCUCACCGUUCCUUUUGCUCGCUACUUGGCCAUGAACAAAAUCACCAACAUCAAACGCUACCACAUUGCUAAAGUGUACCGCAGAGACAACCCAGCUAUGACCCGUGGCCGCUACCGAGAGUUCUACCAGUGUGAUUUUGACAUUGCAGGCCAGUACGACCCAAUGAUUCCUGACGCUGAGUGUUUAAAAAUUGUCUACGAGAUCCUGAGCGAGCUGGAGCUGGGUGACUUCCUCAUCAAGGUGAACGACCGGCGCAUCCUUGACGGAAUGUUUGCAGUGUGUGGGGUUCCUGAUGAGAAAUUUCGCACUAUCUGCUCUACUGUGGACAAACUGGACAAGAUGCCCUGGGAGGAUGUCAAGAAAGAGAUGGUAAAUGAAAAAGGCUUGUCUGAGGAUGUGGCCGACCAGAUUGGACAGUAUGUCAGCAUGCAAGGUGGGCUGGACCUGGCGGAGAGGCUGCUGCAGGAUUCCAAACUCUCACAGAGCAAGCAGGCCUGUGCUGGCCUCACUGACAUGAAACAGCUUUUUAGUUUUCUGCAGCUCUUCCAGGUCACAGACAAGGUGGUGUUUGAUCUGAGUCUGGCUCGUGGUUUGGAUUACUACACCGGUGUGAUCUAUGAAGCAGUGCUGUGUCAAACGCUUCGGCCUCCAGAGCCGGCAGAGCAGAACGGUGCUCCAGGGGAUGAGGCCGGCGUGACCGUGGGCAGUGUGGCAGGCGGAGGGCGCUAUGAUGGCUUGGUGGGCAUGUUCGACCCUAAAGGCAGAAAAGUUCCCUGCGUGGGUGUCAGCAUCGGCAUCGAGAGGAUCUUUUCCAUAAUGGAGCAGAAAGCUGAGAUGUCGGCAGAGAAGAUCCGUACCACAGAAACACAGGUUUUGGUGGCCUCUGCACAAAAGAACCUCCUGGAAGAGAGACUCAAACUGACUGCCGAGCUGUGGAACGCAGGAAUUAAGGCCGAGGUGCUUUAUAAGAAGAACCCCAAGCUACUGACUCAGCUGCAGCACUGUGAGGAGACCGGCAUCCCGCUGGUGGCAAUUUUGGGGGAGCAGGAGCUUAAAGAUGGGGUCAUCAAACUUCGCAAUGUGGCCACACGAGAGGAGGUGGACGUGUCCAGAGCAGAACUGGUUGAAGAAAUCAAGAAGCGAACAUCACAGUGCUGAGAUCCACAGUUACCACAGAGACACAUCAUGCUAAUACACCCUCAGCACUGCUAAAAGUCAGACUGUCGCAUACAGAAGUACUAUAAUACAUGUCUGUCAUUAGUUGAUCUACUCAAGCAUACAUUACACUUAUAUCUGACAGCCAUGGUUUCAUUAGCUGAUCUCUCAUUUUCCAUGAAGUAUGUACAUGCUGUUAGUCACGCAUCAUUGUGAACGGGUCAGACUCUGUCCACUCAUAAUUAAAUCCACAAGAAAUCCGA
Trichomycterus rosablanca is the source of this 1997-nucleotide messenger RNA. RefSeq names its product histidyl-tRNA synthetase (gene hars). The transcript is spliced from 13 exons. The record is from RefSeq and is a predicted model, not a curated record. Gene Ontology annotation, cellular component: cytoplasm; mitochondrion; cytosol. The coding region runs from base 169 to 1737 and encodes 522 amino acids. Gene Ontology annotation, biological process: histidyl-tRNA aminoacylation; mitochondrial translation. Lineage: Eukaryota; Metazoa; Chordata; Actinopteri; Siluriformes; Trichomycteridae. Gene Ontology annotation, molecular function: histidine-tRNA ligase activity; ATP binding; identical protein binding.